Podarcis raffonei (Aeolian wall lizard) is the source of this 910-nucleotide messenger RNA. RefSeq lists its product as uncharacterized. Gene Ontology annotation, cellular component: plasma membrane. Lineage: Eukaryota; Metazoa; Chordata; Lepidosauria; Squamata; Lacertidae. The coding region runs from base 95 to 811 and encodes 238 amino acids. The record is from RefSeq and is a predicted model, not a curated record. The transcript is spliced from 4 exons.
UGCAGGAGCCUUAACUGCUGCACAGAGACUCUAGGAACCACUGUAUCACAAGUUCUUGGUGGUCCUCGGUGGCUGCUUCUUUCCCCUAGCGAAGAUGCCCCCAGCCAAUGCCUGCCAGUGGCUCCGAGUGAGCUUGCCCUAUCGAGCCACCACAGCCGCCUCUACUUGCAUCAGUUUCCUCCUCCUCUCCAUCUCCCUGCUUAGCCCCUCCUGGAUGGAAAUCAUUGUCCCAGACACGAACGGGCCUCCUAACCCCAUGGCCAACAAACUCUGCAACAACGUGGCCUGCACUCAACUGAGCAGGAGCAGCGGUAUCAUGAGAGUUUCAAGAAUCCUCCUGGCACUCGCUACGGUCACUGGCUUCGUGGCAGCCAUCUCCCUCCUCAUCUCCUGCCAGUGCUUGAGGCGUUGUGGGGGACCUUCCAACAUGCUGGUGUCCUCAGCAGCAAGCUUCACCACAGGCAUCUUCGGCUUUGUCACAAUGGCCUCAUACACAGUCGACAUGACCCAGAAAGAUUUGAGUUCUGUCGGCCACCUUCACUUCACAUGGAGUUUCUGCCUCGCCUGGCUGGUGUUCACCCUCUAUGUCAUGAAUGGUUUCUUUAGCUUGAUGACACAUUUGCUGACCAUACAAACUGGCAGCGAACAACAUUUCAACACAAUCCUCUUGGAAGGGAGGGUGCAGCAACCUGAAGCUGGGGACCACACAGCUAUGGAGCUGUCAGUUCUCCAAAGUCAGGGACUGGCUGCUCCACCUGCAAGAAGCCCCCUCCCAAGCCCAUCCCUCUGUCUUCAUUCCACCAUAAUCUAAACUCUUCAACCUGAUAGUUUCUCAUUUCCCUCCCAUGCUAUUUUUUAUUUUAUUUUAUUUUGAAUCCGCAUUGUCUAUUAAAAAAAAUUAUCCAUCCUA